This is a messenger RNA of Helobdella robusta, 3879 nucleotides long. RefSeq lists its product as hypothetical. Gene Ontology annotation, molecular function: protein binding. Bases 1 to 3879 code for a protein of 1292 amino acids. NCBI's taxonomy places the organism in Eukaryota, Metazoa, Annelida, Clitellata, Rhynchobdellida, Glossiphoniidae. The transcript has 7 exons. The record is from RefSeq and is a predicted model, not a curated record.
AUGGAUUACUAUUUAUCUGGCAUACAGGAGCAAACGACGACAACAACAUUCGAUGUAGUAUUAAAAAGACACGAGGGCAAAAAAAAUCUUGGGUUCAGUAUUAUUGGGGGCGCAGACAGCCCUAGGGGUAACGUGGGCAUCCAGGUUAAAUCCAUACUACCAGAUGGCCUUGCUAAAGAGGACGGAAGAUUGAGAGAAGGUGACGAGAUAGCAGCUGUCAAUGGAGCCAGUUUGGCUAACCUAACACACGUUGAAGCCCUCCUUACAUUUAAAAAAGUCAAAUCUGAUGAGUUGGUACUCACCAUGAGUAUCAUUUACACGAGCAGACCCAUCGAAAAACUGGAUCCGAAACCGACUUACUCGAUUCUGCCGACUAAAAUAUCGACAACCACUGAACCUGACAAUACCGAAUUGCAAGUGAACGCCUCAACAAACGACCAACAACGGAUUGUUGAUGAUGAGAAGGAUGGUGAGGAUCUGAAGUACGGAUGCAUUCCAAAAGGCCAGGUGGCGAUGAAGAGGGAGGCCUUGUUUGAAUUGCUCUCCCAGAAAAUGUCUCCUGAGAAAUCUCCGAAACACGCGCAUAACAAUCACAAAUCACAACAACAUGCAACGGAUAGGCGGUCGCCUGAUAAAAUGAUUCGAAUUCCAACACCGAUUGCCAUCUGCGAAGAUUACAGAAAACCAAACUCCAGCGAAAACGACUCAGGAACUGGUUUGCAGCGAAUACGGUUGAAUCUAAAAGUAGACGACGACUACAACGACGAGAAUAAAGAUAGUGUUAACUACACUUCAGCAAAACCUGAAAUUUCCCACGAAACAAUGAAGCGAUUCCUCCUCCAUCGUCUGCCUGGAGAAUCAUUGGGACUUGAAGUCGACAUCAAACGAUCCUUGGGUGACAGUGGUCCUCUGCAUGGAGUUUACAUCAGCGGGAUAACCCCGGCCGGAGCUGCAGACAAAGCGACGUCUCAUGGUGCGUCAAACGUUCAAAAAAUUUGCGUCGGAGAUAAAAUUGUUGAGAUAAAUGGUAGGCGUUUGAGUUCUGUGAGUCAUUCGGAGGCUAUCCAGAUAUUAAAUGAAAUGCCUCUUAGAGUUGAGUUGUUGCUCACAUCAGGUCACAAUGAGAAGAAAACGUACGUAGAUGAGGUCGAUUCGAAAAAUAUUGCUGAUCCAAAUAAGAGGUUCAGAGGGAAAACAUUGAACAACUCGGGCGAUGAUCACGUUGUAACUAGGCAGGACAGCAGAUCACAUACGAAGAAACAACAAAACAAUAAAACUUUCACACCAGAAAAUACAUUCAAAAAUGAUUUUUAUUCAAACCAAACGUUCAAUCGAAAUGAAGAUUCAGAUGAGUACAGAAAUUAUUCUGACGAGGAAAACGAUUUCAAUUCUACAAACAGAAAAGAAAAGCACAGCAGUCACAGCAACAGCAGUUGUAACGGGAUUUUAUACGCCAUGCAAUCGUGCAAAGCGAGCAUUUUACACGAUGGCUACGAGCUGAGGAAGCUGGCCGUCAAAAAACGCAGAGAGGAGGAGCUUGGUCUGGUAGUGGAGAAGUGUUACGUCGAACCGUACGAAUAUUUGAAGGUAGUUGACAUCCAUCCUUACAGCGUUUUUGCGAAAUCUAACCUCGUGCACUGCGGAGAUCUUCUCGUUUCUUACAAUGGUUUGCCUCUUGAAAACAUCAAUAAAAAGAAAUUUGAAAAUCUCGUGAAAGAGACGGGCAUCAUUUUGGAAGACGUCAAUAUUGAAGUCUUGCGUCAGAGGUCGCCCAAACACCACAACCAACUAGGUUAUUCAAGACAAAAUGAUUCAAUAAGCGAGGACACAAGCAAUCCGUUUCUUCGCCACAAUCCUGACAAAUAUUGCUGGUCAACCAGUACUUUAUUGGAAGAUAUUGACGAAGAAAGCGAACCAAAUGACAAAAUUCGUACUAACCAGCGACACAGAUUAAGAUCAGGCAACCGAGGAAAAACUCCAUCGCCUACAAGAAAAGCUCAAAAGUUUUCAAAUUGGAAUAACUUCAUGGAUUCGAGUCAGUCUAGAGAUUCCGGUAUCACUGAAGACGACAAAUCAUUGAGAAAUUUUCACAACUGGACACCUGCUGAGAAUGAAGAGACAGGUCCUGAGUCAGACGUUGAUGGUUUGAGCAACUGUGAAAAUGCAUCUCCCACCAAUUAUUACGUCUCUGAGUACAGGUUCUUUGAUGGCAGUGUAGAUGAGAACGAGGUCGUGUUGACGGGUGUCUACAAAAGACCAUUCGAUGAUAGUCACUCAACUUUUUACACUCAUUCGUUGGAAAGAAACAAGUUUCUUUCAAAUGCUGAAUCAGAUAUGUACUUUCUUUCAAAAAGUUCAUCACUACCGCCUGCUAAAUCUUUAAAAUUUUCUUUACAUGAUGAAAACGUAAAAGCGUACGACAAUCAAAGUCGUGGUGAAUCAAAAGGUCAAAUGAAGUCACCGGUCACCCACGACACAAGUCCUUACAGUUCGUACAGAAGCUCUCCGACCAGAUCCUCAACGACAAGCCCAGAAAGAAACUCGCCUCUUCAACAACUUUCAACCAAAAGUCCAGUAAAUACGAGAGCCACGAGUCACUUGUUCGUGCCACACCUCAGUCCGGGUAGGUACUCUUCAUCAUCCAUUCGCAACCAAUUCAGAUCAACGAACGAACAUGCUGGAAGUGACAGAAGAGUGGAAAGUUACGCAACAAAAAACAGUUUAGACGAUAGCUGGAUUGAAAAUGAGAUAGCUAACAAUCUCAGAAGAGAACAAGAAUCCUUAAAAUUUCACAGCAACAACUUGGACAAAAAGUAUUCUUUCAGCAACCCUAAAUUAGCUGACAAUCAUUUUACAUUGAGUCACAAGGAAGCACCCUUAACAAACAAAGAGUCUCAACCUAUUGCGUCAAUUAACAGAAAUAAUUUCGCAGAUAAAUAUGCCAAUGUUUCAGAUGAAAAACGUCGUUUGUUUCUAACGAGCCUCAAGUUGCUACUUCAAGAUUCAGCGAAAUUGACUAUGCUCUCAAAAUUUCGUUCUCCUAGCGAACCUUUUCGCGUAAAUUUGAUGCAAAGUAUUUUCGGUCUGGGCAUCGACCUUCACCUCACACCUUACGGAGGAGUAGUGAUGGAGAUCCAAGAUUCAAGCCCUGUUGGCAGGAAUAGAGAAAUAAGAGUAGGAGAUUGUAUCGUAGCCGUAAACAACACACCCCUAGCAACAUUUGAUUCAGCAGGUCAGUUGCGUCAUUUCAUUGGCUCCAUACCACUCGGUCCAGUUAGACUGAUCGUUUGCGUGAAUCCUGAAGAUCUCGUUCACUGGAUGCAACCUGCAUCACGAGAUCCUCCUCCUUCUACACAUCUCCUCAACAGAACUUUCACAGAUGAUAAGAAGUUCUCAACCUCGAAUUUGAACGCAAGCCAAAACGUUCGUCAUCCUUCCAACGAUGUUGAAUUCAACAGAUCAGGUCGCCAAUUGAAUUCCGAAACUAAAGAGAACGAGAUAGAACUAGAAUUUGUUUUCACCCAACAGCCAAUUGACCUUGGUCUCGGUCACGUGACCGAAAUAAUCGGAGUCAACACCCCAUACACCACCGUCGUUUAUACGGAGAAGCAGGAAGAGAUCACGUGCCUGAGGGACAUCUCGUGCCUCUUCAACAAGAAAAAUGACGGAACGGACCUGCCGGACAACGAAGAGUUUCACCUAGACGUGAAGGAAAUUAAAAACGUCGGCGACUUUCCUGUAAUCUCUCAAAAGGUCAUCAAAAAAACAGACUCCAGGGAUUCGUUCGAGAACGAUAUGCUUCUCGACGGCACGAGAUUUGGUUUCUUGACGAGAAUCGAUUCAUUUAAGAGGAAGUAUAAAGUACCGACCGUGUAUUAA